Molecule: messenger RNA, 3206 nt
Organism: Syngnathus acus (greater pipefish)
Lineage: Eukaryota; Metazoa; Chordata; Actinopteri; Syngnathiformes; Syngnathidae
Gene: ddx42
Product: DEAD (Asp-Glu-Ala-Asp) box helicase 42
Exons: 17
Coding region: 1-2535 (844 amino acids)
Molecular function (GO): RNA binding; ATP binding; RNA helicase activity
Source: RefSeq, a predicted model, not a curated record
AUGAAUUGGAACAAAGGUGGUCCCGGUGUGAAGCGCGGCUUUGGCUUUGGGGGCUUUUCUCUUGCUGGUGGGAAGAAAGAAGACCCACCACUCCCCCAGAAAUCCCACGGGUCGUUCGGGCCUCCAGGAUCCAGCGGCUACGGGAAGGGCCAACUGCCGUCUUUCUACAAAAUCGGCACCAAACGAGGCAAUUUUGACGAGGAAAAUGCGUACUUUGAGGACGACGAGGAGGAGUCCAGCAGCAACGUGGACCUGCCGUAUAUCCCGGCAGAGAACUCGCCCACGCGGCUGCAGAUGAGGUCCGGCGACGGCUCGGACAGUGAGGACGAUCCCCUCGACACAUUUAUGGCUGAGGUUGAGAACCAAGCGGCAAAGGACAUUAAGAAAAUCGAGGAAAAGUCGGCCAAGGGUAUUCGUGAUGACAUUGAAGAAGAAGAUGAACAAGAGGCCUACUUCCGCUACAUGGCCGAGAACCCCACCGCCGGCCUGACGCUGGAGGAGGAAGAGGAGAACGUGGACUACGACAGCGACGGCAACCCCGUUGCCCCCGUCGCCAAGAAAAUCAUUCUGCCCCUGCCUCCUAUCGACCACUCCGAGAUUGAUUACCCGCCAUUUGAGAAAAACUUCUACAACGAGCACGAGGAGCUCAGCAGCCUGACCGGGACUCAGGUGGUAGAACUUCGGCAAAAGCUCAACUUGCGAGUAUCGGGAGCCGCACCACCUAAGCCGUGCACCAGCUUUGCCCACUUCAGCUUUGACGAGCAGCUGAUGCAUCAGAUCCGCAAGUCCGAGUAUACUCAACCCACCCCCAUCCAGUGUCAGGGCGUGCCCAUCGCUCUGUCGGGCCGCGACAUGAUCGGUAUCGCAAAAACCGGCAGUGGCAAAACGGCGGCGUUUAUCUGGCCUAUGUUGGUGCACAUCAUGGACCAGAAGGAGCUGGAGCCCGGGGACGGACCCAUCGGCGUCAUCGUGUGCCCCACCCGGGAGCUGUGUCAGCAGAUCCACGCUGAAUGCAAGCGCUUCGGCAAAGCGUACUCUCUGCGCUCUGUGGCAGUCUACGGAGGAGGCAGCAUGUGGGAGCAGGCCAAGGCUCUGCAGGAAGGCGCAGAGAUUGUGGUGUGCACUCCGGGUCGCCUGAUCGACCACGUUAAAAAGAAGGCCACGUCCCUGCAGAGAGUGUCGUACCUUGUGUUUGAUGAGGCGGACCGCAUGUUUGAUAUGGGCUUUGAGUAUCAAGUUCGAUCCAUCGCCAGCUACGUGCGUCCAGACAGACAGACGCUUCUGUUCAGCGCCACGUUCCGGAAGAAGAUUGAGAGACUGGCCAGAGACAUCCUGAUGGAUCCCAUCCGCGUGGUGCAAGGAGAUAUCGGAGAGGCCAACGAGGACAUUACACAGGUGGUGGAAAUGCUGUCGAGCGGCACGGACAAGUGGAGCUGGCUAACGCGGCGCCUGGUGGAGUUUACGUCCAGCGGCUCGGUGCUGAUCUUCGUCACCAAGAAGUCCAAUUCGGAGGAGCUGGCCACCAACCUGACGCAGGAGGGCUACAGCCUGGGCUUGCUGCACGGUGACAUGGACCAGAGCGAGAGGAAUAAGGUCAUCAGCGACUUCAAGAAGAAGAACCUGCCGGUCUUGGUGGCCACCGACGUUGCCGCCCGCGGUCUGGACAUCCCGUCCAUCCGCACGGUGGUCAACUACGACGUGGCGCGGGACAUCGACACGCACACGCACCGCAUUGGUCGAACGGGUAGAGCUGGCGAGAAGGGCGUGGCCUACACCCUGCUGACCGGCAAGGACACCACCUUUGCCGGGGACCUGGUGCGCAACCUGGAAGGCGCCAAUCAGAAUGUCUCCAAAGAACUCAUGGACUUGGCCCUGCAGAAUCCAUGGUUUAGGAAGUCCAGAUUCAAAGGCGGUCAAGGAAAGAAGCUGAACAUCGGUGGAGGAGGACUCGGUUACAAAGAGAGACCGGGAUUGGGUGCUGACACUUCUGAUCGCAGCAGCAGCAGCACCAGCAGUGUGUUGUCUUCCUUGAGCGACUACGGGGGUUUCAACAAGAGUGGCGGCGGUGGCGGCGGCGGGGCCAUGGGAGACCGCAUAUCUGCCAUGAGACAAGCCUUCCAGGCUCAAUACAAGAGUCACUUUGUGGCGGCGUCAGGCAACCCGCCCAAGCUCAGCACCAAGUCCAACAGCUCGUCCGGCUGGACCAGUGCCGGCAGCCUGAGCUCUGUGCCUACCGAGUCGCCCAGCGGCGCAGUGCGAGCCCAGGCCGUCGCCGCCUCUUUCGCCAUGCCGGGCUUCACCAGCGCCGGCUCGCUAUGCACCGUGCCCGCCGCGCAAAGCAGCGUCCCGACGCCCUCGCGGGAACGCGGCGAUCGUGAUCGAGAAAGGGACCGUAGCGGCCACCACAGCGAUAGCCGCAACGGGGAUGAAAGCAGGCGGGAUAAAGAGGACAGAAAGAGCGAGAGGGACAGAGGAGACGGAGGCUUUGCCGUACCCGAGCCGCCCAAACGUAGAAGGAGCAGGUGGGACAACUAGUGGGGAAAACAUUGCAGAGAAAUGCAGCCACUGUAUAAAGCCCGUCAAGACCGCUUCAUCCGUAGCGUCGAGCAAUAGUGCUGAACGCCACACAUGACAUAGGGAGGCAAAACAUUUCAUUGUGACCUCGACAGCUCUGGGAAAAAAUAGACCUAAAAAACACUGGACUUGCAAAUGCAAUACUUCUAUUUGGAAUUUGGGUGGUAUGUCGUGAGCAGUUUAGACAAUGAAACAAAAAUGACGACAAGUGCUUCAGAUAAUGGAUUGAUGCAAAAUUAGCAAUUUUGCUCUUCAUUUUUUUCCAGAGCUGUACAAAUUUGCAUUUUGUCUGCACUCAUCGAUAUUGCUUGCAGAAUUUAAAUUGGACCGCCCCCUCCCCCAAGGGCUCCUCCCUACAGUACACCUUAUUCAGGUUAGUUCAUGUUGUCCUCCCCCUGAUUAAAAACUGGACUGAUUGUGUGUUUUUCAUUUUUUCAUCAAACAAAGCUAAUGUUACUGUUUGUUAAUAGAAAGAAAUGCUCUGUGAGAAUAUCAAACAUUUCUUGUAUUUGAGUUGUAGUGAAGUGCCUUCCCCUGGUUUCUUCUGGUAUGCUUUUCACCAGUCUUUCUCGUGUUCAUUCAUUCAUGCAAAAUAUGAUGUUUUGAUUAUUAAAGACUCUUUUGAAAACACA